UCGGCAUAGUACAAUACAGUAUUGUACUAGGAUGUCCUAAUUGGUCCCUGCGCGCGCACUCACUUGCGGGCAACACAGCCUUGCUCUUCUUUCCAGCUCUUCUUCCAACUUAUUGUUCUUGACAGUAUUCUUCUACCCAUUCUCAUAUUGUUAACUCUUCAUUGAAACUAGAUUUUAGCAUCUUGUUUUCUUCAACACUACUACCUAGUACACUACCCAGUACAUUCGACACUCAGAAGCUCAGAAGCUCAUUUUCUUGAACCGUUCACGAUUCCUUAAUCCAGCCCACAUCCGCUGUUCUCGUCAGUCCCAACCUGCGACCGAACGAAAAUUGACUCUAUAAUCGACUAAGGAGACCUCUACGUCAUCAACGGUCUGGUAUUUCAAGUACAAUUAUUGAAUACCUCAUAUACAUACCACAACGACAAACUUAGGUGGUCACAGGCCCAGACGGUCGCAAUGACGUCUCAGCAAGUUCUCUUCGCUGAGACCAUUGCGGCGAUGAAGAAGGCCCGCAAGAGAAAGGCAUAUGAGUCUGAUUCUGAUUCCGAAAUCCACUACCACGGUAAUCGAGGCCAUAAAUUGAUGAAAAGGGCCAGGUUUGUCCACGAGGGACAACUGGCACCCCCAUCUGGACCUGAAGUAUACAAGGAGGUCGUCAACCAUGCCGGCUACCAGAGAGCCAUCAUUAGCCGAAACCCAGCGCUCAUUGACGACGAAGGUUAUGAAAUCGACAGUGACGACGACCAAGAAUAUAUUCAAGAUGUUACCAACUCGGCAGCCGAAUUCAAUCCAUACGCGAAUGUGCGACUCGAAAAUAUUCUGGCCCCCCUAACCACUGUUACCGAACUCCCCACACAUCCUACCUUAUCGCGCCCUUACACUACCAAAACCCUCACAGACUUGGCGAAGCAGAGCUGUAAUAUCAUGCACAAAGAAAAUGCAGCGCUGUGGAAAGUCAAGCACCUGCAGACUAGACUUGUCGGUGACCAUAUUUGGGCGCCUUGCGAACUCAUGCUCGGUCCUAAUGACAUCGAACUAUAUCGCGAUGACUUUAUAGAUUAUAAUAGCCAGGCGCAAGGAUCUGUGAAGUCGGAUGCCAACACAUUGUCACUGGAGGAUGUACAAGUAAGGACUGGCAAGGGUGUAAAGACCGCCACGAAAGACGAUCCUUCUGUGGCUAUCAAUGAUAUAAUAGCAGCCAACGGAGUGAAAACUGGCGAUAUUGAUACCCCUAUGGGCAAUACCGGACCCCCCGCCGACAACAACUCCGCCGCUCUAGAGAGGAACGAGAAGAUCGUUACCGAGAGUCAGGGUCAUGAUGCCGAAGGCAGUAAACCUAGCGGGGGACCUGAUAAGCCAGAAGAAGCAGACACAAAAGCUGAUCCAAUCGAGAAUGGGCAGCCCGGAGUUGUUAAUGCCGGUAAUGGGGUUGAAGGGUCGCAAACGGUGGGUACUCGUAGCGCAUUAGCAACGAACGCCUUAGCGGUGCCCACCAGAAGGGGGGGGGCAGACAAAGUAGCCCAGCAUAGCCAAGCCCGUAGGGAAACAGAACAUGAGGGUAGCCGGGCUGUAUCAGUAUUGUCAGAACUCACGGACGAACCCCCUAUACACCCUCUUUUCCUACAUCCCCAAUCAGCUCGCCCCGAUAGGGAUCUAGGAAUCCCGGAAGGGGAAGCGGACGAUAUGCGGCGAUUGUUGCAGCUAUAUGUACAGAAACAGGAGGAAGUAUGCCGGGGAGCAAAGCGACUAUACGAAGGACUACUCCGAGCCGACAGGUUGCGGAAGACGGUUCUUCAGUGGUCGAAAUUCGAGGCGCAUGUUGGGCCGCAUCACGACAUGUCGGACGGGGAGGACUGGUACGACAAAGAAGAGUGGGGUCUGGAGGAUGAUCUUAAGAAGGGGCAAGACGAAGAGGAAGAGGAUACGACGCAGACGACCAAAAAGACAAGGACGCGCAGAUGAUGAUGAUUCGUUUGAUAGACUCAUGGGUCUAGAAUAGGUAGGUAGAACCUUGGAAGCUAUCCAUAGAAUACCCCAAGGCUCUAAGCAAUGGUUGGCUAAGUCCAACUCCUCUUUCAAGGAGAAGCGUAGUUAGUAUACUGGCUGAUUCUUCUAGAUGGAGCCGUCCAUGGAUCAGUGCAGGUAGUUGGUUGAAUACAACAUUGAAGGUUGUGACAUGAGAAAUAACGUUAAAGACAUCCAGUUUUUUAUUAUUUUGUUCCCUUUUGACACUCAAGUCCUGACUUUAGGUGCCUAUGGCCCUAUGUAAGGGAGUAAGUAGUAAUGGUUGAAGAAUUCAAGGUGGCUCAAGCGUUAGCUAGGUGCAGGAUGAGACCAUAUGACUGGUGAAUGUCUCACACGGCAGGGAAUUGUUGAACCUUCAGUGUGCC
Hypoxylon fragiforme is the source of this 2393-nucleotide messenger RNA. Its product is annotated as RXT2-like protein. The record is from RefSeq and is a predicted model, not a curated record. The transcript is spliced from 4 exons. Bases 460 to 1965 code for a protein of 501 amino acids. Gene Ontology annotation, cellular component: cytosol; Rpd3L complex. Gene Ontology annotation, biological process: negative regulation of silent mating-type cassette heterochromatin formation; negative regulation of rDNA heterochromatin formation. NCBI's taxonomy places the organism in Eukaryota, Fungi, Ascomycota, Sordariomycetes, Xylariales, Hypoxylaceae.